Molecule: messenger RNA, 888 nt
Organism: Talaromyces marneffei
Lineage: Eukaryota; Fungi; Ascomycota; Eurotiomycetes; Eurotiales; Trichocomaceae
Exons: 1
Coding region: 1-888 (295 amino acids)
Source: RefSeq, a predicted model, not a curated record
AUGACCCUGUCUACCUCCCACAUCAAACUCAUCGCUGCGGCUGCACUUGCAACCGCAGCCGUCGCGGUGGGCUCCUCGGGCUUGUAUGUAUACUUUCUACAUUGCGAACUAGCUCGAUCAACACUGCACAUAUACAAAUCCUGCAAUGGGAAAGAGCUGGUGACCGCUUCUGAGAAAAGCGGCGAUGAUGACGACGAGAAUGAUCAAAUACAACCAAUAUGUACAACAAUCCCGGGCCCCGUCUUGACUUCAGACAAGUACCGGGUCGUAUAUGACCGAGCAUGGCGCAUCGUCAACAGAGAAAAAAAUGAUAUUUUACCAUCCGAGCAAGACCUAAACACCACCUUCCCCGUUGGUAGUACUGAGUCAUGGUCCUACGAGCGAAAACUACUCACAGCCUACCUACGCCGCAACAUGUCCGCUUUUGCGCGCUAUCUGCCGCAAGCCCGAAUCAUCAAGAUGAUGCUUCGCAAGUCUAACCCAGAGGCGGUGCAAACACUGGAUCCGGCGUUCAUUGAGAAGCUGGAUUUUGUUGUUGGUGAUGUUGUUUGUGGGCUUUACAAAGUCCUCAGAAGGAAGGAUGCGGUCGUUGAGUUUAGGGUGGCUCAACCCCAGCCUGCAACUAGCGGUAAUGGUCAAGAUCUAAAGGAGAAGGAGACGGAGAAGGAGGAAGGUUCAAGCCAAGAGUUUGAGGGGAGAUUGGUGAUUGGUAUGAGGCCCGUUGGAGAUUCGCUGGAGGUGUAUAGUGAAACGAUCAUGUGGCGCGACGCCGAGAGAAAAGGUGUGGUUAUGCCGUUGGAACGAAAGAUCCCCAGAGUAUUGCAUGAGUUGGCGUCGUGGUGGUUACUUGAUUCUGGGGUGAACUAUUUGAAGGGGCUGAAGAAGUGA